This is a messenger RNA of Geodia barretti, 1585 nucleotides long. The record is from the annotation of a GenBank genome assembly. Lineage: Eukaryota; Metazoa; Porifera; Demospongiae; Tetractinellida; Geodiidae.
CAAAUGAAGCGCACCACGACAGUGGUGCUGUUCUUGGUUCAAGUGCUCAGCUGUAGCUGCAGUUCGGGAGACAGGUGAGGAAGAGGAAGUUGGGAGUAAGCUGCUGUAGACAUGCGGUGAUCUCAGGUCAGUUGAUCCCCUGCCUUUCCCUCUCCCUCUGUUGGGAUGGAGCUGCGAGGAAGACUGUGGAUACUACUGCAUGCACCAAGUCACACGAGAAGAUGUGCAUCAUAAUAGGCCUGUGCGACAGUUCCACGGCAAGUGGCCAUUUGUUAGACUGCUAGGUGUUCAGGAGCCUGCAUCUGUCCUCUUUUCACUACUGAACGGUGCUGCUGUUGUCGUGGGCUACCACCGUUUCUCUACCAGCUCGCCUUCAGACUACCAUCUUCACAGUGUGCUACAUGUGGAGCUCCUGGUCUCUGUCAAUACUUGGCUAUGGUCUGCUGUCUUUCACACCAGAGAUGUUGGUUGGACUGAGAAGAUGGACUACUUCAGUGCAGCCUUGCUCAUUGUGUGUGGCCUCAUAGUUCAGUUCAUCAGACUGAGUGGAAGGGGAGCAUUGCUAUGGCAAUGUUUGUAUGGAGCUGUGUGGAUGGGUCUGUUCCUGCUGCAUGUUGCCUACCUCUCCAUGAGUGAGAGGUUCAACUAUGGCUAUAACAUGGCAGUGUGUGUAAUAGCAGGUACAGUGUAUGCUGUUGUGUGGACUGCCUGGAGCAUCAAGGAAUGGAGGAGGAGACAUUAUGUGUGGAAAUGUGUGGUGGCGGUUUUGUGGGGAAGCUGCACUGUGUUGCUAGAGUUACUGGACUUUCCUCCUCUCCUGUGGGCCGUUGAUGCUCAUGCUCUCUGGCACCUCAGCACUGCCCCCAUUCCACUCCUCUGGUACAGUUUCCUGACAGAUGACGCCAAGUACGAGAUGACAAGACACAAGAAACAAGUUUGACUGAAUGCAACUAUUCAUGUUUUUCGUCGAACAUUUUCUGAGAAGUUCUGUUUGACAUUGCCUGGAGGUGUGUAGUUAGCAACUACAAACACAGAGUUUCCCUGCGUGGCACUGGCCGCUCCCAUAUGAGUGGUCCCAACCCACACAACCUGUUGUGAUAAUAUUAUUAUAUAGCUCCAAUAAAGUUUAUCCAGAGGUUCACCUGAGUGAAAUGACCAGUAGCGGCAGAGAAGCCCGGCUUGCUGUAGUCGUAGUUCCUGAUCUCUUCGUACCAGUUGUCCACAACCUCCCGCCCAGCUAGCUCCAGCUGAGCACCUACCACGCUCUUCUGGUACAGGUUUUGUCCCAUACCUGAGCCGGGGUCGUGCUCCAGUCGCCCUAGACUAGCUAGUCUCUUGGCCCAUCGCUCGGCUGCCUGGGCCGCCUUGGAGCUCCACUGCAGUGGGGGUGCGGCGUGUCUGGAGCGGUAGACAUUGUGGGCCUCCAGGAUUUCUCGCCCCAGGCUGCUCGGCGCGUCUGGUGAAAGAUGGGAUCAUCGUAAUAACCCAUGAGCUGUCAGCUGGGCGAUUUUUCACCUGCUGCUACGCGAGUAGUUGCACUAGCAGAGCAACAGUUGCCCAUUGCUUACACCAUAGAUAAUAAUUA